AAUUCAUAAUGUGACCACUGACCAUUUGCCUCCGCAUUUUUCUGUUGGGUUCCUUUUCACGUAACUUCACAAUCCACCCCUCUUUCUUCCUCCUCUUCUGUCUUUUCCAAAUUGCCGUACUAUAAAGCACUGAGCUGAGCUCCCUCGAUGCUCCUCCUGCACGUUUCAAUUCAACAAACACUUCUUCAACUUAACUUCCCCCUCCUCCUCCUCCUCCAUGUCAACCCCAACCUCCCCAUUUCCUCUUUCCCAAUAUGCCCUCUCAUUUCCCAACUAAUCCCACUUCUACCCCAACACCCAACUCCGACCACCCAACCUCCUCCUCCGACAACCUGAACGCCACCCGAUCACCCAAAACGACACCGUCAGAGAUGUGGAACUACCUCUGGAUUCCUUUCCUGAUUUCCUUGUCCAAGGAGCUCAGCUUGGCCAAGGCCCAGUCCCCGAUUCUCUUGCCGAGUCAACUCGGAGUCGGCCCCUCCGACUCGUCCUCCACCAGGUGUACGGCUCUAGACCCCAAGCUCAAUUACCGGCCGGUGAUCGGCAUCCUCAGUCAUCCCGGCGACGGCGCCUCUGGUCGGCUCAGCAACGCCUCGACGGCGUCGUAUAUCGCUGCUUCCUAUGUCAAGUUUGUUGAAUCUGCUGGGGCUCGUGUUAUUCCUCUCAUCUACAACGAGCCUCCUGAUGUUCUGUUCCAGAAGCUCAAUCUGGUCAAUGGCGUGCUUUUCACUGGAGGCUGGGCUAAAAGUGGUUUGUACUAUGACAUUGUGGAGAGAAUAUUUCAGAAAAUUAUAGAGAAGAAUGAUGCAGGGGACCAUUUUCCUUUAUAUGCCACCUGCUUAGGUUUUGAACUUCUAACAAUGAUCAUCAGCAAGAACAAGGAAAUUCUUGAGUCUUUCAGUGCAGAAAAUAUGGCGUCAACUUUACAGUUUACUGAGAACACGAUUAUUGAAGGAACUGUGUUUCAAAGAUUUCCUCCAGACUUGCUUAAAAAGUUGAGUACAGAUUGUAUUGUAAUGCAAAACCAUCAUUAUGGUAUCUCACCAGAGAGGCUGCAGGAGAAUCCCAAUCUGUCAAGCUUCUUUAAGAUCUUGACGACUAGUACUGAUAAAGAUAAUAAGGUCUAUGUCUCCACAGUGCAUGCAUACAGCUAUCCUGUGACUGCCUUUCAAUGGCAUCCCGAGAAAAAUGUUUUUGAAUGGGGCUCACCAAUGAUUCCGCACUCAGAAGAUGCCAUUCAAGUAACCCAGCACAUCGCAAACUUUUUGGUCAGUGAGGCAAGGAAGUCAUUAAACAGGCCACCUGUUCGUAAAGUCCUUGACAAUCUCAUCUACAAUUACAGUCCAACUUUCUGUGGGAAGGCUGGGACGGGAUUCGAUGAAGUUUACAUCUUUACUCAACCGUCACUCGCUCAUCUGUAAAUCAAACAUGUACAUGGAAGAUUGUUUAUGGAGAUUGGGUAAAGAAUGUUUGAAAUGUAAACAUAUUGUAUUUAUAAGACAGUGGCGCUCUCAUGAGUCUAAAUCUGUCUGUGCUUUUGUCCGGCGUUGUCUGCAAGGCUCUUGCACAGCUUUCAUUUAGAAUUGGCACCUUUUCUUGUGCUAUCUUCCCCAUUCUAUUUCAGCUUUGUAAACAUAUAAUACUUGGAAUGAAGAAAAUAAGCAUCUGUUUAGCGUCAUAUUAUUGGAAGACCUGUUCAUUUU
This is a messenger RNA of Prunus avium (sweet cherry), 1703 nucleotides long. RefSeq names its product gamma-glutamyl hydrolase 2. Gene Ontology annotation, molecular function: gamma-glutamyl-peptidase activity. The record is from RefSeq and is a predicted model, not a curated record. Gene Ontology annotation, cellular component: vacuole. NCBI's taxonomy places the organism in Eukaryota, Viridiplantae, Streptophyta, Magnoliopsida, Rosales, Rosaceae. Gene Ontology annotation, biological process: tetrahydrofolylpolyglutamate metabolic process.